This is a messenger RNA of Emiliania huxleyi CCMP1516, 666 nucleotides long. RefSeq lists its product as hypothetical. The transcript has 3 exons. Bases 1 to 666 code for a protein of 221 amino acids. The record is from RefSeq and is a predicted model, not a curated record. Gene Ontology annotation, molecular function: catalytic activity. Lineage: Eukaryota; Haptophyta; Isochrysidales; Noelaerhabdaceae.
AUGGCGAGAGUCCUGUUGUCGAUCCUCCUGUUGUCGAUCCUCUUGCUCGACAUCUGCCAGGCCCUCAGCGUCGGACCCACCGCGACCGUGCGGCCGUCCUGCCGCGAAGAGUUCCUUGAGUGCAUCCGGCAGAAUCAGAAGGGCACGCUGUCAAGCGAGCCGCUGGCCGUCACGUACGCCUACGGUGAGGACGAAACGACGCCAGACACCUGGCACUUUUUCGAGCAGUACGUCGGCCGCGAAGGCUUCGAGGCACACACCCAGACGCCGCACUUUGCGGCGUGGGAGGCGUUUGCCGCAUCCGAUCCGUUCAGCGCACCGCCGGAGGUCAAGUUCUUCGUCGAGGACUCGGCGUCAACCGUGUGCAGCGGCGCCGCGGCCGUGCGCGCCGUCCUGGCCGCUGGUGACUGGACCAAGCUCUUCUGCCUCGACGUCGAGAUGGCCGUCAAGCCAGAGGCCCGCGAGGGCUUCCUCGAGGCACUCCGGGCCGAUCAGAGCGGCGCGCUCUCCUCCGAGCCGCUGGCGGGCUUUGCCCAGCACGCAAAGACACCGCACUAUGCUAAGUGGGCCGAGUUCAAGGGCACCGAGCCCUUUGCGGCGCCCGCCAAGGUGGGCUACUACGUGGUGGACCUCGACGGGCACCAAGAGCGGUUGCAAACGGGGUGA